CUUUGUCAAUGAAUGCGCACACAAGAUGCGUAUCGAGUUAGAUGCCGCUAGUGCACGGGCGCUAAGGUCGUUGAUUCCUUACGAUAAUCCGCCCUCGGACAGAUUAAGCUAUACAGUACGGUAACGCAUCAUUUGAUGCUGUUGCCAAUUGGCUGUAACCGGGCCAGCCGCUCCUUGGCUGAAGGGGCGUAACCAGAGCGGGCACGCCGUCGUCGAGAUCCCGCUCCACGCCAUCACGCCUCCCACUAGAUUGUCAUGGGCCCAGCACCCUCAGCGCGUCCCCUCAGCAGCGCCUGGCGCUCGCCGUCUCGUCUUGCGUCUUUCCCCCACCUUCUCGCUCGCGUCCCCCUUCUCCUUCGUUCUUCUCCGCGCGAGACCAUCGCAGCGCGCUGGCUCGUCGUCCGUUUAUCUAUUCAUUCUCUUCUCCCGGCUGGUCUGGAGCUUGCUUGGGGCCCUACUUAGUCUCUGCCGCCAGAACGUAUCUGUCUCGUCGCACAUCCAGGUUGCCUUUACGUGCCGGAGUGCGUUGAAGGAAAUGUCCGUCUUUGCAUUGCGGGCUAGCGACCAGCCGACCCAGGCUUCGGCGGACUUCACGGAGUUGGAUAUCUUCAUUGCCUUCCAGGCUACUGGAGGCAUUGGGUUACUCGCUGUCCUCCUGACGGCGUUAUUCGCGCGGAAAAUAUACAGGCACUUUACAUGGCUGAAUUUCUGCAUCACCUGGUUGAUCUACUGCAUCUCCUACCUGCUACUUGCUUUCACCGGGCAACAGACAAGGAAGGAGGCGCCUGCGUAUCCCAUUUGCCUCACGCAGGCUUCACUAAUCUACGCGGCACCCGUUCUCGUCGCUAUGUCUACCUUCGCGCUCGUGUUGCAGCUAUGGUUCACCUUAUCUAGCGCCCUCGCGCCUCCCGCAAAAGUUAAGUCGCGCAACUACGUCCGCAACGGCUUGCUCCUAGUUGCUCCAUAUGUUGCGUGGCUCGGAGCUGUCAUCACGAUCUUGGUUAUUGGAACCCUGCAUCCCAACACCGUCGAGCGUGCAGGUCAUUUCGUUUACUGCACCAUCUCAUCCGGUCGGCCUGGCAACAUCAUUGCCAUCAUCGUGGCGAUUAUUCUCCUGGUCAUGGUCGUAUUUGACAUUUACAUAGCGACCGUGCUAUACCGGAACUGGCGUGCGCUGCGCGGGUCUGACCGACCUGGCCAGAUCCCCCUCUCGCUGCUCGUCCGUGUCGCGAUCUUCAGCUUCGUCUGCGUCGUCGGCAUAGGCUGCGCUGGAGUCUUCCUGUCGAAUGUCGCGUUCUUCGCGGGAAACGUCAUCAUCGCUCUUAUGCCACUGAUUGCGUUCCUCGUCUUCGGCACCCAGAGAGACAUCCUAGAUGUGUGGAUGUUCUGGCGGCACUGAGACCGCCCCUCACCUCCCGCUCUUCGGCCUGCCUGACAUUCGCUCCUUGCUCCCCCGUGUCCGAUAUUUAUUCGCGUAUCGCGCAACGCUCUUCCGGACUGUAUUGCUCCUCUUCUUUCGCCUUUCUCUUGUAUCGCGACUCGUUCCGAUUCACUUGUAUGUAAGACUAGCGCGCGGGCCCCGCCGACUGAGUCGGAGGGCGGGACGGAGCUCACGAUAAUGACAUGGGACGACGAGAUGUUCUUGGUGG
Messenger RNA from Dichomitus squalens LYAD-421 SS1, 1649 nucleotides. RefSeq lists its product as uncharacterized. The coding region runs from base 536 to 1399 and encodes 287 amino acids. The record is from RefSeq and is a predicted model, not a curated record. NCBI's taxonomy places the organism in Eukaryota, Fungi, Basidiomycota, Agaricomycetes, Polyporales, Polyporaceae. The transcript is spliced from 12 exons.